AUGGCAGCCUCCAGUAAAAAAGAUACAACAAGACGAAGUCUUUUCAAUCUCUGGAUCCCAACUAAAGUUGUCGUCUCUGGAACAUCCCCAACUGGCUCUGGAGCAACAGAAAGCCCGGCAUCAGAGCCGAUUAUCCGAAGGGCGGGAAAAGAUCGGCUUCGGGCCGGUGACGAAAGCCCAGAUCCCUCAAUCCCAUCCUCCCCAAGUGGUAAUGGCGAUGAUACCCCAGGAUAUCUGACUGCGGUCGAGUCUCCUCAAAGUGAGCCCAUUCCUGUCACACCUUCGCUCAGCACUCCCACUGAAGGGGUUGAAACUUUGUCUGAACCACUCCCUGACCUGCGACCGUCACUCGAGAGUCAGGGUGAAUUGGCUGUUUUUGACGACGUGCAGCAACAUACCAUAAACGAGGACCCUCUGCCAUCCACUAUCACUGAGCAACCAAGUUCAACAGAUUCAAAAUUUGUCGAUCGCUUCUCGCAAAGGAUCUCGCUAACGUUUGGCCAGCCCACUGUCAUACGUCGUGUGCAUCUUCGGUCAAGACCGAGCGUUAUUCGCCUCAAUCCAGUAUCAGAUGAUCUGAGCAGACAAAGUGAUGGGGCCAAUGAUAGCUCAAGCCCAUCAGCCAGCCGCAGUAGUGGUAGAUCUCCUGCCGGCGGGCAGUCAACUUCACUGACUCCACUCACUUCCGGAGGCCCGUCUCCUUCCUCGGAUAAAGGCAAGCUGCACGAUGGACACGAAACAUCCGUGAUGCAUUUACCCUCUCUCUCCGAGAUGAAUGAAGCUGCCAGCGCUUCAGAUACCAAUCUAAUCGCUAUAACACCGUCUAUAAAAACAGUGGAAGCGACAUCAGUGGCAAAAGUUUACCUGGAACUGUACUUCAACUCCAUUUUCCAAAACAAAGAUCCCCGUCAGCAACGUCAACUCGAGUUAGAGCAGCAUAUCUAUGCGUUCGAUCUCACACCCGAGGAGCGGUUGAUGACAAGACACAACUGGGCCUUGGGAGAGAACGAUCAUCUUCGACAGUGCCGUGUGCUCAAAUCCAAUCGAUGCUGCCCUCAAAGCGAAAGCGCGAUCUCUGUCGCAGGGUACCAAGCCAUAAAGGUACUAGGGAAAGGAAGCUUUGGUGUUGUGCGUCUUGUUCGGCGGAAUGGCUCGGAUUUGAACAGUUCCCCUGAAGAUGGCCCUCUGUCCCUCAAAGACAACGUUGUCCACUCCAGGUCGAAUCCUCUUGGAGCCCUGAUGUCUGCUGUAGAAGGUGCCAAGCAAAGCCGUCGAAGGUAUAUGACCGGCGAAAGGAAGGAGGUAUAUGCCAUGAAAGUCAUCAGAAAGGCAGAGAUGAUCCGCAACUCCCAGGAAGGCCAUAUUCGAGCAGAAAGAGAUUUUCUUGUUGCCUCUGAGGCCUCUCGCUGGGUUGUUCCUUUGAUCGUCAGCUUUCAAGAUGCCAGCAAUCUAUAUCUUGUGAUGGAUUACAUGGUUGGUGGUGACUUUUUGGGGUUACUCAUCCGAAAAGAUACACUUCGCGAAGACUGGGCACGAUUCUAUGUCGCAGAAAUGAUUUUGUGCAUUGAGGAGGCACAUCGACUUUUCUGGAUUCAUCGCGAUAUCAAGCCUGACAAUUUCCUCAUCUCUGCGUCGGGUCAUCUGAAAAUUUCUGACUUCGGUCUGGCUUUCAAUGGGCAUUGGUCUCAUGAUCAAGCUUAUUAUAACAGCCAUCGCUACACUUUGCUGGAGAAACUUGGCAUCGAUAUUAAUGGUGAUUCUGAAGACCAGCAGGAGGUUGCCGAAGUGAAAGAGCUUGCGCCUGAGAUAAGAUUGCACAGUCUGGAUGACCAUACUCUUCAUCGGCCAUCCUCGACGAGUUUAUUGGAUUGGCGAAACAGCAAGGGGCGACGCAGAUUCGCAAAAAGUGUUGUCGGAACCAGUCAAUACAUGGCUCCUGAGAUCAUUCGCGGCGAAAUGUAUGACGGGCGAUGCGACUGGUGGAGCUUGGGUAUCAUUCUAUACGAGGAAAAAUCCACAGACAAGUUAGUCUCCCAGGAAGCCAUGGAUCUGAUCACCAGGAUUCUCCAAGAGCGCGAAUAUCGCCUAUGCUCUCCGAAGUACCAAGCCAAUGAUAUACUGAAUGGACGCCCUGUCUCAACUCAAAUGCUGUACUCCAUGGACGCACGGUACAGAAACAUCGCGAGCUACUACGUAUACCCUAACGAUGCAGCAGACAUCAAGAUUCAUCCAUUCUUCCGAGGUAUCCGGUGGCAAAAUCUCCACAUGUGCCAACCACCAAUGAUCCCUAGGGUCAGGAACUGGGAGGAUACUAGAUAUUUUGACGAUUGGAAGUCGGCCGGCGAUGGUGUCGAGCAUGCUGUCGGUAGUGACUCGAAGGAUCGUGGCCAAGAGCCUGACGAGGCCAUCCCAAAGAAUCAAGAAAUCAGCCCAGCGGAGGACGCUCUUACGCCGCCAGUUGUUGAAACAAUCCCACACGUAGUACAGGAGCAGGAAAAAGAUGCCGAAAAUCAAAAGGAGAAGAAGCGGCCCCGCGAUAAAAUUCUUCGAGACAAACAAUUGAGCAAGACAGCCUUGGACAUUCGCAAAAGGGGCGCUUUUCUGGGGUAUACCUACCGGCGACCCAACGAUGUUGCCUUGGCUUUCAGCAUAGAGCGAGGACGUCAACCCUAUACCAGAGACCAAUUAGCUGGCCUGUAUACAUCGUGA
This is a messenger RNA of Penicillium digitatum Pd1, 2709 nucleotides long. NCBI's taxonomy places the organism in Eukaryota, Fungi, Ascomycota, Eurotiomycetes, Eurotiales, Aspergillaceae. The record is from RefSeq and is a predicted model, not a curated record.